Messenger RNA from Pyrus x bretschneideri (Chinese white pear), 1176 nucleotides. Its product is annotated as PI-PLC X-box domain-containing protein DDB_G0293730-like. The record is from RefSeq and is a predicted model, not a curated record. Gene Ontology annotation, biological process: lipid metabolic process. Gene Ontology annotation, molecular function: phosphoric diester hydrolase activity. NCBI's taxonomy places the organism in Eukaryota, Viridiplantae, Streptophyta, Magnoliopsida, Rosales, Rosaceae. The transcript has a single exon. Bases 139 to 1098 code for a protein of 319 amino acids.
CAUUACAAUGCUUCCUUUUAUAUCCCAUAAUCAUAAUAUUUCUCUGCUCAGCUUAAUCCAUUUUCAUCCUCAGAACAAGAAGAAGAGGAAGAGAUAAACCUAACUCUUCUUCUUCUUCUUCUUUAAUUCUUAUUAACAAUGGGUUCCUGCUUCCCUAAACAGCUCGAACGCCGGAAGGCGAUCUCAACAGAGCGGAAAGUGCUACAUGAUCUCCACCAAAGCGUUGGUGAGAACUUCCCAGCAUGUGCCUACAGGCCUCCAGACAGGAAAAAUUGGAUAGCGGGGAUCAACCCAGAAAAAGUCCACGUAAACAAAAUUGUAUGGCCAGGAACUCACGAUUCUGCAACCAACAAGAUUGGAAUUCCAUGCAUCACUAGGCCUUUUGGACAAUGCCAAACAAUGUCUAUAUACAAACAGCUUGUCACAGGCACUAGAGUCCUUGACAUUCGGGUUCAGAAAGAUUGCCAUGUGUGCCAUGGAAUUCUCGUCACAUACCACAUUGAGGUCGUGAUAAAGGACAUUAAAAAAUUUCUGUCAGAAACAGAGUCUGAGAUCAUACUUCUCGAAAUCAGGACGGAAUAUGGGCACCAAGACCCUCCUGAUUUCGAUAAGUAUUUGGUGGAUCAGCUCGGGGAGGUUCUCAUCAACCAGAAUGACAAUGUGUUCAACAAGACUAUUUUAGAGUUGUUACCGAAGCGAAUAAUAUGCGUGUGGAAGCCAAGGAAUUCACCUCCCCCUAAGGCAGGCGGGCCUCUGUGGAAUUCUAUGUACUUGAGGGAUGAUUGGAUUGAUACGGAUUUGCCAUCAACAAAAUUCGAGAACAAUUUGAAGUGUUUGAGUGAACAACCUCCAAUUUCAUCAAGGAAAUUUUUUUACAGGGUGGAGAACACAGUGACACCUCAGGCUGAUAACCUUGUGGUAUGUGUUAGGCCUGUGACCAGGCGGAUUCACGAGUUUGCGCGGUUGUUUAUAACGGAGUGCUUCUCUAGAGGUAUUGCAGAUAGGUUGCAAAUCUUCUCUACUGAUUUUAUAGAUGAGGAUUUUGUUGAUGCAUGUGUUGCUGUUACAUACUCAAGAAUUGAUCAUGGGAAAGCCUGAGUUUUCAUGUUAACUUGUGGCAUAUAUAUGGUAAAACAAAGUAUAUAGAGAUUGGGUAUAUCUGUGGUAUGUGGUAUG